Messenger RNA from Macadamia integrifolia, 387 nucleotides. RefSeq names its product probable glutathione S-transferase parA. Gene Ontology annotation, molecular function: glutathione transferase activity. The transcript is spliced from 3 exons. Gene Ontology annotation, biological process: glutathione metabolic process. The record is from RefSeq and is a predicted model, not a curated record. NCBI's taxonomy places the organism in Eukaryota, Viridiplantae, Streptophyta, Magnoliopsida, Proteales, Proteaceae. Bases 1 to 387 code for a protein of 128 amino acids. Gene Ontology annotation, cellular component: cytoplasm.
AUGUGGAAGGACAAAGCUCCACUGUUGUCUUCUAAUCCUUACCAACGAGCCCUGGCAAGAUUCUGGGUUGACUAUCUCGACAAGAAGAUUUAUAGUAGCAUCAGGGGAACAAUAUUGAAUUCAAAGGGAGAGGAACAAGAGAAGGCUAAGAAGGAACUGCUAGAGGGAUUGAAGGUCUUGGAAGAAGAACUACAAGCCCCACUUUGGAGCUGGUUUUAUGCCAUAGAGACUUUGGUCAAUAUCAGCAUAGAGGCUGCUUGCCCAAAGUUGAUUGCAUGGGCUAAGAGGUGCAUGCAGAGAGAAAGUGCCUCCAAGUCCCUUCCUGAUUCACUCAAGAUCUAUGAUUUCGUUCUUCAACUGAGAAAAAAGUUUGGUGUGGUUGAUUAG